UUAUUUUCAGGUAUGUCAGACAUUGCUUCUGCACAUACUCAAUACAUUCUUCAUAUAAGAAAAAUGUUAGAAUAGCUGUCAAUUGUUUUGUUCAUGAUAUUCCGUUUUUCUAAUGUUACCAGAUGCCAUGAUUACUUCAAGAAUAUAGAAUAACAUAUCGUUGUGCAAUUUUUGCGUUUUAAGUCUUUUAAAGUUACAGAAAUAGUGGUUUGUGCUAUAGAUCGAAGAGGAUUUGAUAAAAAUUACGCGCCAAAUUCUUUAUCUAUUACCGUUAAACACAAUAUAAUAUAUUUCACCUAUUCUGUGUAGCAGGGUACUCGGUUAAAGUAUGGUUAAAGUGGUUCGGACAUUAGGGCCAUUUUAUAUCUAUGAUUUUAGUACUUGCCGCUUGCCGCUUGGUAAACCGUACUACCUACCAUAGUAGUAUAAUAGUACCAUAGUUGUCCGUUUGUCACUGCUCAGUUGGGUACAUGAGUUGUUAUUCUGUAUUUCUGUGUGCACUGUGCGAAACUGCGAAGAGUGUAGGGUCAAAAUAUUCUUUGUCAUAAGUCGGAGCUCGUUGAUCUAUUUUGUUUCUGUUACGUCGCAAAUUUAACAAAUCGUGCAUGUCAGCAUCUCGCCAACCGCCAGUCUGCCAUCUGGUAGACCUCAACACCAAAGACUGAACAAUUGGCAGAAACUUAUUAAAAUUGUGAAUUUUUUAUUUUUUCCUGAAAAUUAUAUACCUGUUUGAUUUUAUCUAUCAAAAUGACAUUGGAGAUUUUAGCUCAAGAAAAAGUGUGGCUUGAUAAAUCUAAUUAUGCUGAUGCAGAACGUGUGUACUUUGAGAAACAAACAAAGACCAUAAAAUAUGAAACUUUUGAAAAAUAUAUAAAUGACCAAGUCAAAUCACUGAAUAAUAAUAUUUGUAAAGAUUGUUCUAUGUGUAGCAUAAUUGCUCAAAUAGAUUCACAAAUUGAUAUUAGUAAAUUAUUGGACAAAGUACAACAGUGGGAUGAAAAAAACUCAACAAUUAAUUUAAGUCAAUAUCAACAAAUAAAACAGUUUGAGUGCCUUGUGUGUUGUUUUAAAACAUUUAAUUUUAAUGAUUGGAAAUGUCAUAUUAUGUCAUUACCUCAUAUGGCUGAUUGUCACAGAAUAAACAAUUUGUAUUCAUAUGUCUGUUUUGAAAAAAUAUGCAAACUUCUAUUGUAUGGACCCAAAGAGUCUUUAAUUAAACAUAAUAUGGACAAACAUUCAAAUAAUAGUUUUUUUUUUAGUAUGUCUAAUUUAAUGGCGGAAGUAAUGAAACGAUAUAUGGCAGAUAAUCUAAAACCUUUAUAUUUCUGUUCACACUGUAAACACUUUUCAGAAACACCGAUUCAUACUGAUAUAAAAUUCAAAAUAGGAAACAGAAUUCCUAUUGAAUACUAUUGCAGGUUUUGUAGGGUUACAUUUUUAUCUAGCCAAGAAAUGAUUGAUUAUCAUUUGUUAAGUGUAGAACAUAUGACAUUAAAGUGUUUUGAUGAAUUAUGUUCAGAAUCUAAGAUAAACUCAAAACAUAUUCAAUUAUCAGAAGAAUCAAAUAAAAAUAAUGAGAAUAAUUUGUUAGGAAAUGUUCAAAAUGUUUUAACAACAAAUUCAAUUAAAUUGCCAUACAUAAUAUUAACAAGAUUUCAAAAGGUCAAUGAAUAUUGCGGUCUAUGUAAAUUAUGUAGUGCUUCAUUAAUUUGGAACAGUAAAAUUAUAGUAUCACAUUUGUUAGAAUGUAAGUACACAUAUGAUUCAACAGAUUCAAAUAAAAUAACUAUAAAUACAUUUGAUUGUAAUGUAUGCAAUCAUUCUACAAAUUCCAUGAAUCAGCACCAAUUGCAUAUUAUGUCACAUUCACAUCUCACUAACUGCUGUGAUACUAAUAAUUAUUAUUCAUACUUUUGUGAUUUAUGCAAUAGGUAUAUGUAUAGUUAUAGACUCGUUAUUCUUAAUCAUAUUAGAAUAUGUCAUAAGGAUUUCAAGACUACAGAAUUUCCUGUUUUGUCUAUAUUUAUGGCAAGCGUCUUCAAAGAGUUCAAUACAAAUGCAAAUAUGAAUACAUUUAAACAUUAUCACAGUACUAGUGGACCUAUAGAAGUUUUUAAAACAGACUCAUUUCAAUGUAAUGCUUGUAAAAUUACAUUUGAUAGGUUUACUGAUUAUAAUUGGCACUUAAUUACAAGUGAACAUAUUAUUUUGAGUUUUGUUACCCCAAAAGCUGUGAUGAAAAAUGAAAAAAUAAAAAAAUUGAGUACAACUAACAUACAAACCAUAGAAUCAAGUAUGAUUGAACCGAAUGUUCUAGUAUCUCAAAAAUAUGAUGACAUCAAAAGUAAAUACACGCAAAAUGAACAAUUAAAUAAAAGUCCAACUAAUCUUGAUGUUGAUGGAAGAAUACUCUUGGAUGGUAUACAAAAAGUUCAGAAGUCUCUUGUAAACAAUAAUGUCCUUGGCAAAUUGAAUGAUGAUGCUCAGAGAGACAGUAAUAAGUUUAUUGAACACACAAAGUUGACACCAAAUCAUAGUAAACAUCGGCAACAAUACUCAAAUUAUUUCAAACAUAAAAUGAGUUUGUUGAAAAAGUUGAGACAAUAUGAUGAUCUUGUCAUGAAAACUUUGUCAUACUAUUGUGAUGUAUGUGAUUUUAUAGCUGUAGAAAAAUAUGUGUGGGAUAAACAUAAUCAAAAAGAACACUCUGUAGAUAGACCUAUAACUUACUGUUCUACGUGCCUUAUGUUUGUUGUUGGUGAAAACAACCAAGAACACAACCGUACUAUAGAACACAGUUCUCUUUUGAACUUUUUACAAUCAUCAAAACCGGUAGAAGUAAUAAGGGAAAAAACUUCAUUAGUAAAAUUGGUUGAAUAUUGUUCAUCACAUAAAAAUUGUAUAGACCUAGAAAAAAAAGAAAAAAAAGAGUUAAACAAUACUGAUAGCUUCAAAGAAUCCAAAUACUCUAACUUUAAUAAUAGCAAAAACAGUGAUUGUUCUUUAAUGGAAAAACUAAGUACAAAUAGGGAAGAUCCAAUGAUUAUGAAGAAUACUAAAUUGUUACUUGAUAAAACUAAGAGUAGAUAUGAACAUAAACAUGAUGACACUAAUACCAGCAAUGCAGCCAAACUGAUUCAUAGUGAGAUUACAUCAUCAAAUAAUUUGGUUAAUACAUUGAUGACUAUUCCAUAUCAAGCAAAUGUACCUAUGGAAAAGACAACUGAAAACAUUGAUCUUGUAAAUAUGUCAACUGAUAAUUUGGUUGAAAAUGGCUCAGCAUUCAUAGAAACUGUUAAAUCACAAAACAAAGUUUUAUCAAACUGUGAUGAAACAACUUGGCCACCGUUGACAAAUAACACACAGAUUUUCGAAAACAAAAAAAUAUGUAAGCUUGAUGAAGACCAACUAUAUGGGGAGUAUGUAAUACAAAGGCUUAAAAACAUAAAAAAUACAACCAUUAAACAACAUGUCAAGCUUGAGAUCGAUUUUAUAUUUUAUACCAAAAUGAAACAAUUGUCGUCACAAGAGAGUACAAAAUGAUGAGUCAAUUCAAUGCAACAAGUUUCCUAUUCACAACUUUCUUUACUUUAAGCUAUAAUAAGUAUAAAAACAAGAGUUAAAUUUAUAUAUAUAUAAGUGUUGAUUUUAAAAGUAUUGGUAUUUAUUUUAUUUACUGUAUUAGUUAAACAUAUUAUGAUUACUUGAUUCCAAUGAAAAGCAUUAAUUGUUGAAUGUUUUGAAUUUAAAAAUUACAAAAAAUUAUCUUUUAAAACAGUUAAUUAAAAAAAAAAAGGUUUACUUAUUGUUUUAU
Molecule: messenger RNA, 3814 nt
Organism: Myzus persicae (green peach aphid)
Lineage: Eukaryota; Metazoa; Arthropoda; Insecta; Hemiptera; Aphididae
Exons: 8
Coding region: 748-3543 (931 amino acids)
Source: RefSeq, a predicted model, not a curated record